Pieris rapae (cabbage white) is the source of this 4019-nucleotide messenger RNA. RefSeq names its product gastrula zinc finger protein XlCGF26.1. Gene Ontology annotation, biological process: regulation of transcription by RNA polymerase II. The coding region runs from base 183 to 1976 and encodes 597 amino acids. Gene Ontology annotation, molecular function: RNA polymerase II transcription regulatory region sequence-specific DNA binding; zinc ion binding; chromatin insulator sequence binding. NCBI's taxonomy places the organism in Eukaryota, Metazoa, Arthropoda, Insecta, Lepidoptera, Pieridae. The transcript has 5 exons. The record is from RefSeq and is a predicted model, not a curated record. Gene Ontology annotation, cellular component: nucleus; chromosome.
ACACAGUUAUGGCGUCGCCUGUCGCCAUGUAAUAUGUCUUCGUAGUUUCUCGCAAUUUGUAAAUUGUGAAAAGGACUCCACGCUUAUUAAUAUUAAUAGUAUUUCUUAAAAUGUUAUAAUAAUGUUUACCUUGUUAGCAUAGCAAUAAUAUUAGAUACGUGAUAAAUGUGUUAGUUUAUAAAAUGGAGGGUAAAGUUUGGCGACCCGGCCCAACUGUUUGUCGUUGCUGUUUAUCGGAAGGAUGCUAUAAGGAUAUUUCUACGGAAUAUUUCUGGAUGGGAAAGAAAGAGGUUUACGCAGACAUGCUCUCAGAUACCUUCGAUCUAUCUAUUCAAUAUGCACCAACUGGUGGGCCGAACAGUCAGAGCCGUUUGAUAUGUGAACCUUGCAUCUCCAGGCUACGGGAUGCCACCGACUUUAGGAGACAGAUAAAGGAAUGUGAACAGACUUUUAUGGAAUACCUGAACCCUAGUACAACUGUUGAUAUUGAAAUUCCAGUGGAACUACCUGAGAAGGAGCACAAAAUUGUAAGCGUCAAAGUUGAGAAACCGUUGAGCGAUGAUGAUGACUUUGGUGAUACGGAGUUACUUGAUGAUGAUGAUCUUGACGAUGAGCCUCUAAUGAAUUUAGCAUCUAAAGUCCCAAAGAAGGAGAGUGUAGAUGUGACGGAUUUAAUAGACAAUGCGAAAGCGGAAAAGCGAAAAUCAACGACAAAGGCAAAAGCCGCCCCUAAAAAGGCUAAAGUUAAAGAGGCAAAACCGUCUGUGAGCAAAGCUAAACCGGAGAAGAAGAAGAAAGGAAAGGAUACAAAAGCUCCCGCAAAGAGGAUAACACCACUGUUUCAAGUGGCGUACGAUAGAAGCCUCUGUAAACCUUUGGGUACACUGUUUGACUUCAACAAAAUUCGUGUGAAGAACGUGACGAGUGCACCUAUCACUUCUAGAAGUCCUUCACCAGUUUCGAUGGACAGAAGUCCAGGACAAUACAGGGAAAUACAGGAGAGUAUUGUAAAAGAGACUCCCAGACCCAUCAAGAAAUCGGAUAAGAGACAAAAUGCAUUACUAGUAUUCGAGUUCUCCACAGCUUAUCCAUUCAUUUAUGGAAACAACAAAUUCAAGUGCUUCAUCUGUUCGCAGCCAUUUUUGGAUAUAACAUUGUUGAGAGAUCACAUGGCGAGCGCACACACGUUCGCAUCUCUAAAACGAUUGUUGAAUAAUAAGAAGGAAUGCGUGUUGAAGGUGGAGGUCACCGAUUUGGCCUGCAAAAUAUGCUCGGCUCCCCUCAAUGAUUUGGUGGAACUGAAGGACCAUUUGAAAUCAAUACACCAGAAACCAAUCGAUGCCGAAAUCAAUGAUAACAUGAUACCUUUCAAACUGGAAUUGCAGAGAUUUGACUGCGUCAUAUGCAGACAGGGCUUCAUCAAGCUACGACCGUUGGUCAUCCACAUGAACGUCCAUUUUAAUAAUUACAGUUGCGAGAUUUGCGGGACGGGUUUUAUGACGUUGCGUCUUCUGAAAACCCAUUUGGAGGUUCAUGAAAGAGGCAGUUAUCCUUGUGAUAGGUGCGAUAAAGUGUUCAGUACCAGUCACAAACGGUCCAUACAUAUACGGGGUGUUCACUUGAAGCAGUAUCCGCGUAGGUGUCCUAUGUGUCCGGAGAGAUUCAAUUCGAACUAUCGAAGGACCAUUCACUUGCAGGACGUGCAUCAGCAAUCGACGCGCGUCCACAAAUGCGAGACUUGCGGACGUGCGUUUCAUUUGAAGUAUCAUCUGAUAUGUCAUAAUCGCUCGGUGCAUUUGCAGGAGAGGAAUCAUCAGUGCAAGGUGUGCACGCAGAGGUUUUGCAAUAAGGAAACACUGAAGCGUCACAUGGUCAUACAUACGGGCGAGAAGAAUUAUAAAUGUGAUUUUUGUGGGUUGGCGUUUUUGCGGCGGAAAAAUUUGAAAGAUCAUCUGAGAAGUCACGAUGUUGUGUGAGUGGUGCGAUGCAGUUUUUUAAGGAUCUUGAUAAUUUCUGAUUUAUUUUGUUACUAGUCGAUGAAUCUCAUGUUAUGACCGCGACUAAUGGAGCUUUGGCCUAAUGCUUCAGCAUACGGUAUUUAAUAUUCGCUUGAACGGUGAAGGAAAACAUCGUGAAGAAAUCGGCUUGCUUUAGACCCAAAAAGUUGGCGGCAUAUGGGGCGGAUCACCUACAGCCUAUGAUUGAUAAAUGAUCAUAAAAUAAAUACAAUCUGAGGCCCAGAUAUAAAAAGCUUGUAGUGUCGCUGGUUUGUUUGUUUUUGGCUGCUAAAUGGACUACCCAGUCUGUAUAUAGCCAGACGUUCAUAUAAAAAGAAGAUUGAAAAGAUAGACCUUUCAGAAUUCGUUGCGCUCUUAAACAAGACUGCUUUGGUUACAUUUACUAUUUACCAGGGGCGGAUCGCACCAGGGCCCCGUGGUUACAAAGAGAAAAACCCACCAAUAUCCAAUGAAAAAAAUAGGCGAUAUUAUAAAUUAAAAAAAAUAUCUGAUAUUUUAGAAAAACUCAUAAAGUUCCCUGAGAUGAAUUAACCCAUGUGCGAUGCGCGUCUAUCGAAUAGCACAGGGAAUUUGGUAAAUGCGUCUAUUACAGGAGACUUCUGAAAUAGCACAGAACCCCACAAAUUCACUAUCACAUAGCACAUGGUAUUAAGUUUCAAAGUAGAUUAACCGAAAUACGAAAUGGCGGUUUUUCAAGGCAGUUCCUUCAAGAAAAGAGCGUACCAAUUCUUAAAAGGCUAGAAACUCGCGAGCCCACUGGCAUUGAGUGUCCAUGGGCGGUGGUAUUACUUAACAUCAGGUGAACCUUCGGCCCGUUCCAGUUCUAAAAAAAAAAGAUCCCUUUGUCGAAGUGGAUUGGAGUCCGGCAAACAUUGACCCAUGAUUGAAGAUGGGUUAACAGUAGUACUGGGCGACUGUUAAUUCCCUGAAAUCUAUAAUGAAAGAAAGAAAGAAAGAAAUAACUUUAUUAGACACAAAAUACUAAUGUUUCUAUAAAGUAGUAAUGCUUUUUGCUCUGUCCGUACACCAAUUCAGUGAGUUGCAGUGUCAUAUACUGAGUGACAAUUGACUCGCGAAACGCUUGUAGACAAGAUGGCGUCGCGUUAAUUCCUAAGACAUUACGCCUGUAAACAUGUUUUUUCUAUUUUGACCAAAAACAAUCCUUUAUUAAAUAUGUCAAGAUAUCAUUACACAGUAUUGUUAGUCUUUGAUAAAUUAAUAAAUCAACAAUAUAUUUUAUUGUAUAACACUUAAAAUCUAACACAUAAAACUCUUAAAUUAUGGUACUGAAAAGGCCAUUCAUCUGUUGUACCUCGUCUCUUUCUCUCAAAUUGUGUUUACGUGCGAUCAAAAGAAAUGAGCAUACUUUUGUCUGUCUCUAUUAAAAUUAAAACGUACCGAGAGAUUAAUUGAGACAGCUAUAUGAAAUGUAUUAGAGUGAGCAGGACGACAAUAUGUUUGUUUGACUUCAGUAACUGGAGUCAAAUAAUUUUUUUCUAAUAAAUAACAUUCCGUUUCUGAUAGUGGUAAAAUCCAUAUUUAUAUAAUUGUAAUUGGAAUAAAAAUCAAAUGUUUUAGUGUUUUUUUUCGUAAAUUAAAUAAAGAUACCUUAAAGCCGGUUGCAGACCAAGAUAAGCUAAAUUAGUUUAGCUUCUUUCGUGGAGGCAGAAAGCAAGCUAUAUGUAUGUACUAUGUAAAUAAAAUAUAUAACCGACCGAUCGUUACAUAGUAUAUAUAUUGUGAUGAAUAAAAAAAAAUAUUGCGAUAUACAAUCUUCAAUGUCGAAAAAGAACUUUCUGGUUAAUUUCGUCGAAAUUAAUUGCUGGUACAACACUGGCUUCGGAUAAACUCGGUCUGUAACUGGCUUCUUGGGAAAAAAACUCAAAUGUAUGUGCACUUGCUUUAAACUAUGUUUUGAAUUAUGUGAUAUCACAUAUGUAUAGAUAUGUAGUUAGUAUUGUAAAUAUUAGUGGAUACAGCUUGAAUAAAUGAUUUUACAUA